AUGAUCCCAGAUGCCACACCCCUGUCAAAGGAGAGCUUUGCUCGGCGCUGUGACGUUUCCUGUGAGUUCCGUGCAAGAGCUUGUAUGCCAACUUACGUGGAGAUGGUAUUGAUCGGGUGCAAUAGGGCCAUGCCGCACUUCGUGCGACGAGGAUUACAGUGCAAUGUGAGGUGGCCAUGUAAAGGGUAUGACGCCGACUUUCUGACCAGUGCAUGCCCCCUAAUGUGGACAUUAAGCGGUAACGAACUGAAACUUUCUUGCUCCAGUGUUCAUGAAAAGCUAACAUGCACCGGUAUUGCAGUUGACGGAAAAGCAUGUGAAGCCCCGCCGACUUAUUCUGGACCCUGCGAUGCAAUUCUGCGCAUUGGCGAAGCGUCAAAUGCAGAAAAGGCUCGGCUUGCCGCCGCAUGUGAACUGGAAUGGCCAGUUAACUUUGUAUCCCAUUAUGCUUUCAACGAACCUUGUCCUUUGGGGUGGACUCUUGUAACUUCUCCUAAUCAGAAUGUAGAAUGCCACGCGCCGGAUGAAUAUUUUGGACACUGCUCAAAAGUGCAUAACUUUUCCAUGUUCACCAAUGAAGAGAAAUACGAAUUUAUGAUGAAGUGUUCAGCAACUUGGCCAAUGAAAGACAUCACCGAGCGAAAUUAUGAGGCUGCAUGUCCCUCUCUUUGGCAUCUUGAGUCCCAGGAAACAGGAAUAUGCACUGCGCCGUCGACGUAUACCGGCCCGUGCCAAACGCGUGUCGAUUUCCGGAGCUUCGACGCGGAUAUAAAACGAGCUUUCGAGGGACGGUGCAGAGCAUUUUUCCCUAUUUCGGCAUUCGCUACGCUCCCGAAACUCCAGCCAGUUCUUAAGGCGCUGAACCCAGAUGCACAAGGGCCUAUCGGGCCUGCAGAAACUAAGUAUCAUGGACAGGUUGUGGACGCGAACGGCACUGUCUACUUGCAAUCAAAAGGCAGCACCACGUCGAACGCCGGCGCGCCGCAAGCCCCCCCGAAGACUCCCGACCUUACGGCAUCCCGUGCAGCCGCAACAGCUAGCCACAUAAAUAAACUACGAGCACUGAAGGAGGCGGCUACGGACCAGCACUUGCAAUCCAUUAUAAUGGUACGCCUCUUCUCAGAGAUAAACCGUACUGCACCUAUUAACUUGGGCGUAGGACACUAUUCAAGAAGUGUCAGCCCAUGGCGGCUCGACCGAACUCUAGCGCCGGUAGAAAAAGCAGGAAGACUCCAAGACGAAGCAUCGGUGCACGGGGUAGCAAAGAGACGCAAAACCAGUAAAACACAAACCAGCAAAACUGCGGCUGCCGAUACUGGUGUGUUGUAA
This is a messenger RNA of Cyclospora cayetanensis, 1329 nucleotides long. RefSeq lists its product as uncharacterized. NCBI's taxonomy places the organism in Eukaryota, Apicomplexa, Conoidasida, Eucoccidiorida, Eimeriidae. The record is from RefSeq and is a predicted model, not a curated record. Bases 1 to 1329 code for a protein of 442 amino acids. The transcript is spliced from 7 exons.